GUAGAACAACAUGGAAGCACACAUGAAGAGUUGUAGACUUUUAGUUGUCUUCGGUCUCAUUUUGUCUGUAUUUGGACAAUGGGAAUCCCAAGAAUACCUAAGAAGAGAACACACAUUGACGAAACCAUAUCAAGGUUCUGGCAUGGCAGUACCUCUGUGGGACUUCCAGGGGUCUACACUGGUGACCAAUCAGUACAUCCGGCUGACCAGUGACCACCAGAGUCUACAAGGAGCCAUCUGGAACACAGCUCCAUGCUUUGUACGGAACUGGGAGCUGCAUAUUCAGUUCAAGGUUCAUGGGUCUGGGAAGAACCUAUUUGGAGAUGGACUCGCCAUCUGGUACACCAAGGAAAGGAUGCACAUGGGUUCGAUCUUUGGCAGCAAGGACAACUUUGUUGGACUGGGCAUCUUCUUGGACACUUACAGCAACCACAAUGGGCCACAUAAUCACCAACAUCCAUACAUCUCUGCGAUGGUGAACAACGGUUCCAUGUCCUACGACCAUGACACCGAUGGAACACACACACAGAUUUCAGGCUGUGAGGCCCAGUUCCGAAACAAGGACUACGAUACCUUCCUUGCCAUGCGAUAUGAAAAUAAUGAAUUGAAGGUUUCUACAGAUAUUGCCAAUAAGAAUGGCUGGGCUGAGUGUUUUCGAGUGUUGGGAGUCCGGUUACCUGUAGGUUAUUACUUUGGUGUGACAGCUGCAACAGGAGAGUUAGCAGAUAACCAUGAUAUUAUUUCAAUGAAACUUUACGAUUUGGAUAAAGAAACAGAUUCAGAUAAGAAAACUGAGCCACCUUAUACCGGCCUGCCAGUGGCAGACCAUAUGGAAGCCCCAAGAGAUCGUGUUGAUGACAACAAAGGGUCAUAUCUCCUGGGCAGUCUGACUGGAUGGAAGCUGUUUGUUGUGAUUUUCCUCAUCCUCAUUGGCAUUGGUGUCUGUGGGAUUGUGGGAUUUGUUGUUUUUCAGCGUAACCAGGAUUACUCCCGAAAAAGAUUUUACUAAACCCUUUACCUGUUGUAUAUUUAUUUUAUUAAGUGGUAAAUAGUUAGGGUUUGACAAAAAAUAGUUUGUGUUGUCAGAUGAUUACGUAGGGGAUCUUUUGUUAUGAGAGUAAAAAGAUUCAGAAAAAUCUUUAAAAAAGAGGUGAUGGGGGGUUUUAAGCAACAAAGCAUUCAAAAAGGGUUUAUUUUUGUAUAUUUGUAUAUUGUGGGACGGAUGAGUGAUGGUAUGCAGGACAUGCAUUGGAGGAAUGCAUCUUUUUAUACUGUAUGACUUGAAAAAGUAUGCGACUUUAGUCAGUUAUGUUUCAAAACCAGAUGUGUUUGAUAACAGGAAGAACUUAGUAUUCAGUGAUAACCUUAUGCUGGUGAUAACGCAUUUAAUGUCGUGAUUUGAGUACCACUGGUUUCGAGUACCACUAGUGUGUAGAAAAUUGGAUUGGUGCAAGAUUUCCGAACUGCAAACACUUUUUUACUUUGUGUUUCUCACACAUGUGGUUCUAAGUAGUGAUCAAAUCCCAACAUCAGUAAAGUUCAUUGUUGUUUAUUUGUCAAAUUUAGUGCCAUUUUGAAAACAUAAUUAAUAAAGAUACAUAUUUCACUUCAUGUACUUUCGAGUUAAAAAUGUGUUCUGAUUUCCUCUGAGUUAAUCCAUGUGAAAAUUUUACUUUUUUGGUAUGUAUAUGAAAACAAUACGAAAGAAGGCAGGACAAGUGGACAGUUGUGUACACUCCUUCAAAUGACAGUGAUCCCGAAGUUAACUGUAGAACAAGUCAGGAAUAGGCAGCCAUGUUUCCUAGAAUACUAAUCAUAGUGCUCCAACCUGCAACUCUCAACUGCUCCAGUUUGCUGUUAGUCAAAACCAUCAUCUGUAAUUUUCUGAUGAUUUUGUUUUGUAUCAUGCACCAUGAUGUAUACUCUGUACAAUCUUUGGAGGUGCUGGUAAGGAACAGUUCUGCAUUUGUAAUGCUGAUCACUCUGCAAAGGUUCCUGAGAUACAUGCAAUGCUGUGAAAUUUAAUGUUAAAGAAUGUUUGGAUCUUUAUCAAGAACUAAGGCAAUUUGUGUUUGCUAGCUUCCACUGAGCUCUGAGCUACCAACUCCAAAUUUCACAAAUGUCUAAUUGAAUCAAAAUUUUGUAUUUUUUGUCAUUUGAACAAGCUUUUUUUUUCAUUUCUAUGUUUUGUAAACAAUGUUUUUCUAUAUUUGCUUCAAUGAACGGUAACCCAAAUGAACAUGAUUUUUUAUGAUUUUGCUUAAAAAUAUCAGUUGUUUAAGGUAUUUGUCCACAAUGGUCAAAGA
Molecule: messenger RNA, 2306 nt
Organism: Haliotis rubra (blacklip abalone)
Lineage: Eukaryota; Metazoa; Mollusca; Gastropoda; Lepetellida; Haliotidae
Product: vesicular integral-membrane protein VIP36-like
Exons: 9
Coding region: 11-1009 (332 amino acids)
Biological process (GO): endoplasmic reticulum organization; Golgi organization; endoplasmic reticulum to Golgi vesicle-mediated transport
Cellular component (GO): endoplasmic reticulum membrane; COPII-coated ER to Golgi transport vesicle; Golgi membrane
Molecular function (GO): D-mannose binding
Source: RefSeq, a predicted model, not a curated record